Molecule: messenger RNA, 1023 nt
Organism: Talaromyces rugulosus
Lineage: Eukaryota; Fungi; Ascomycota; Eurotiomycetes; Eurotiales; Trichocomaceae
Exons: 4
Coding region: 1-1023 (340 amino acids)
Biological process (GO): fatty acid elongation, saturated fatty acid; fatty acid elongation, polyunsaturated fatty acid; fatty acid elongation, monounsaturated fatty acid
Cellular component (GO): endoplasmic reticulum membrane
Molecular function (GO): fatty acid elongase activity
Source: RefSeq, a predicted model, not a curated record
AUGUCAGCCAAAACGAUGGACGCCUUCCAUGGGCCCGCCCUGCUCAAGAUUGCUUCACCAUGGUCCAUGUUCGACCAGGCCUUCACGUCGAUCAUGGGCUAUCCUGCCGACCAGUUCCACUUCAAAUCCGGGGAGACUCCCAUGAGUACGUUCAAGGAGACUGCCAUCAUGAUCUCCUUCUAUUACCUCACCAUCUAUACUGGAUGGAGGACGAUGAAGAACCGCGAAGCUUUCAAGCUGUCCACAUUGUUCAAGAUUCACAAUUUCCUCCUGACUGCAGUCAGCGGGGCUUUGCUGGUCCUCUUUCUUGAACAGCUGGUGCCCUCGCUCUGGAACCAUGGGCUAUACAACUGCAUUUGUAGCGCUCCGGGUUGGACUGACAAGCUGGUUAUUCUAUACUACCUGAACUAUCUGACCAAAUACGUCGAACUUCUGGACACUGUCUUCCUCGUCCUGAAGAAGAAGCCCUUGACCUUUCUCCAUACGUACCACCAUGGAGCAACUGCGUUUCUGUGCUACACUCAGUUGAAAGGCAGGACUCCGGUGUCAUGGGUCCCCAUUGUUCUUAAUUUGACAGUGCACGUGGUCAUGUACUGGUACUACUUCCAAAGUGCUCGCGGCAUCCGCGUCACCUGGAAAGAAUGGAUUACCCGUCUUCAGAUCGCUCAGUUCGUGCUGGAUCUUGGUUUCGUUUACUUUGCCACAUGGGACUUCCAUGCCGAUGAGUGGGGUCUUGACGGUUUCCACGUCGGUCGAUGCGAGGGCGAGCUUUUCGCGGCCAUCACGGGCUGUGUAACCCUGAGUUCUUACCUCGUGCUGUUUAUCCUGUUCUACAUUGCCACUUACCGAAAGUCGGUCAAAUCCAAGGCCCGAAAGAACGCGGCCAUGAAGUCUGAUCAAGUGGUAACUGCGACUGGUCGUGCUGCAGAGACCCUCAAGUCAGCUCGUAGCCGCUUGGGCCAGGCUAGCAUGGAGUCUGUCGAAUCCAGCGCCAAGGGCCAAUGGGCUGUUUCUCGUGACUAG